Molecule: messenger RNA, 666 nt
Organism: Peronospora farinosa
Lineage: Eukaryota; Oomycota; Peronosporomycetes; Peronosporales; Peronosporaceae
Source: the annotation of a GenBank genome assembly
AUGAGUCUUCAGACAGCAGCGCACACUCAGUACAACAGCAGCAAACCUUCGGUUGGCGUUGGUAUGUGGACCGAAGAGGAGCACGCUCGCUUUCUGGAAGGUGUCAAGCUCUUCUCAAACGGACCCUGGAAGCGUGUGGCCGCGUACGUCGGCACACGCAACGUGCGUCAAACCAUGACCCAUGCGCAGAAAUACCGCCUAAAAGCUGCGCGGCGACUUCGUGAGGCUCAACGCAAACAGGCAGCGGUUCGCCAUGGACUGUACAACGCUCAACGAGGUAUUGAGGUCGCAGUGGACUCCCCAAAUGCACGACAGUCACUGAACAGCCCAUCCGGAAGCGGACUCGGACUGGGUUCAUACUCGAAGAGUCGUCCACCGUGUACUUGUCUUGAAAAGGACUGUCCGCAUGUGGAUGAUGCGAGUAAAAUCUACAUGUCCAUUGCGGAUGCCAUCAAAAUCCUUGACUCCAAGACGUCGUCUUUUGCUGGUUCACCGGUCUCCACAGAUGAAACAUUGAGUAACACGUGGCUGGAUGCCGGCAAGUAUGUCAAUCUCGAGGCGUUCGGUAGUGACGACCUCAUCCCUUUGGACUCUACAGCCAGAGAAUCGCAUGAAUUUCCGACGCUCGAGGACUGUGCCAGCGAACUACUGGACCUGCUCUUUUGA